GUCAUUUGAUCUGACGAUUCAGUCUGCUGCUACGAAAAGCAAAGAGGAGCUCAAGUCGAUUCUAGUAUCACCAAGUCAAAGUUUGCAGUCACUUGUACAACUUCAAGUGGAGAGGUCUCUCUGCAAAAGGUCAAUUCAAGGCAACUAAUCCUCUUUACAAGAGUGUGCCUUACCUAUAAAUCUUUCAUUUUGAAAGCUAUUCCAACAUCAAGUCCGAGCAGACUUUGAAGAUACCUUCGACAAGAAGAGUGAAAUAUCCGAACUCAUCGGCAAUUCAACACAGCUACAAAAGCCAUGGGUCUUCUCACAUUCAGCGGAGAGAAUCUUCCAUUUUCUGAGAUCAAGAAAUAUGCUGAUCACAUUAAAAAACACGGCAUCAUCCAAUUCAUCAACACGUACAACCGAGUCAAGAACAGGACAUACGAUACACUUAAGUGGGGAGACGAGGUGGAGUAUCAAAUGCUUGCACUUGAUCAUCAGAACAAAACAGUUAAACUGGUUCUCAAAUCCUCAGAAAUUUUGCCAACGUUGCAGAAGGAAGAAAAUGAAAACCCAGGGAAAACAGAAACGGCGUAUCGGGUUGAAAUGGGCGAAUUCAUGAUUGAAUCAAGCCCUGGUCAACCUUAUGGUGGCUGCAUGAGACAUUUCAACCGAGUCGAGGCAAACAUGAAACUGAGACGCGAGGAAAUCCAGGCUUUGCUAGGCUACAAUGAAACUGUUUUGCCUCUUUGCGUUUUUCCAAGGCUUGGCUGCCCAGAUUUCACAUCACCGCAUUUGGAGGUGAACCCGGAAACGAACCCAAUCAUGAAGUCACUUUACAUUCCAGAUGCAUGCCUUACCCAGAUGCAUCCUCGAUUCAUGAACUUAGCAGGCAAACCGAUGCAGAGAAAGGGAGAAAGAGUUACCCAGAACAUUCCAAUUUACCGUGAUUUGAACACUCCAGACCCUUUUUUGGAGACGUUUCGGCAAGACGAUGGCCAAGCUGCCAAAGACUCUCGCCCCAAUCACGUCUAUUUAGACAAUGUACUCUUUGGCCUGGGAAUGUGCUGCACGCAGGUGACGUUUCAAGGGUGCAAUAUCGACGAAGCUAGGAUUCUGUAUGAUCAGCUGGCUGUAUUGGCCCCAAUUAUGCUUGCCUUGUCUGCCGCUACCCCAGCGACAAAAGGGUAUCUCCUGAACACUGACUGCAGAUGGGGCAUCAUUUCUGGCUCCGUAGACGACAGAACCGAAGAGGAACGAGGGCUCAAGCCUCUGAAAGAAAACAAAUUUCAGAUAAGGAAAUCACGAUAUGAUUCUAUUGACAUGUACAUAUCACCAGAAGGCGCCAUGUACAAUGACAUUCAAAUUGAUUAUGAACAAGAACACAUGGACAUGCUGCUAAAGGCUGGAAUCGACCAGCAACUUGCUACACACAUCGCCCACUUUUUUAUCAGAGAUCCAAUCUCAUUGUUUUCUGACAAGAUUUACGUGGAUGAUGAAAACGAACUCGAACAUUUUGAUAAUAUUCAAUCGACAUGCUGGCAAACGAUUCGAUUCAAGCCACCACCUCCAGGAUCUGACAUGGGAUGGAGAGUCGAAUUUAGGCCAAUGGAAGUGCAGCUGACUGACUUUGAGAAUGCUGCGUACACGGUUUUUGUUGUCCUCAUGACCAGAGUUAUCCUUUCCUUCAACUUGAACAUGCUGGUGCCAAUCUCAAAGAUGGAAGAAAACAUGAAAACUGCAUUGAAAAGAGAUGCAGCCCACAAAGGAAAAUUCUACUUCAGGAAGAAUAUUGAAAAAUGUUUUGAUGAGAAUUUCAAUGACUGCGGCAACAGUGACUACGAGUUGAUGAGCAUUGAUACCAUUAUCAACGGCAAGGAUAACGAAUUCCCUGGGCUCAUACCUUUGAUCAAUUCCUACAUGGACCACAUUGAUGUUGACAUUGACACAAGAUGCACCAUCAGCCAAUACUUGCGGCUCAUCUCUAAGCGAGCGACAGGAGAGUUAAUGACAACAGCCAGCUGGAUAAGAUCAAAAGUUCGAAGUCACCCAAACUACAAAUUCGAUUCAGUGGUGUCAGAUGAAAUCGUUUACGACCUUGUCCAAGAAGCAUCAAAAAUUGCAGUAGGCCAGGCAGGCAGCGCAGAGCUUCUCGGGGCUCCAAUCAGCAAAACAAGCUGCUAUCUUCCUGAUAAAUGCAAAAAGAUGCAAGAACAUAUCGAUGAAUUUUCAAAAAUCAUGAAAAUUACAAAACACAGUGGAAGAAUCACUGGUGCUCAGUGUUAAAGGAAAAUUUUUAAAAUGACAAUCAAAAUUUUUGAUCGGUUUUGUUAUGUUUGGAGAAAUUGAUUUGAACAAUAAGAAAUGUAUUUAAAAAUUUUUUUAGAUUGUCUUAAUCAUUUUUUAUCGACAAAGAUGUUCUUAAAUGAUAUGAUGGCAUUGAAAAAGAGGUUUUUCGGAGCUCCACUUUCAGGAGAGCAGACUGAAUGCUGACAAUCUUGAGCUGAUUGAUUCAAGUACUUGACCUCGUUUUGAGAUAUUUGGUAAUUGUUUCUAUAAUUUUAUUGCAAACUCCUUACAAAGUUGUUUAUGUCACGUAUUCUCAAUCUUACUUGUUAAGCUUUUUGUAGAAUUUCCUUAUCAUGGAAUUUUUAAUUGUUUUUCUUUAAAUUCGAAGUAUUACGAAGUCAUUAAGCUCGCAAUGUGUUAUUUACUUACUGUUUGAAUAAACAAAAAUUGUUAUAUAUCAGAUAGAAACUAUCAGUUGUUGUACUUAAAUCUUUUUUGGAUUAGCAUGUAUAGUAUGUAGCUGUGCACAUAUUAGUUUUGCUGUUAGCUUGACACUCAAGCGUAAGACUUGAAAAUGCAUAGUAAUUGAAAAAAUAUUUAAAUCGAAUAA
This is a messenger RNA of Rhopilema esculentum, 2878 nucleotides long. RefSeq names its product glutamate--cysteine ligase catalytic subunit. Lineage: Eukaryota; Metazoa; Cnidaria; Scyphozoa; Rhizostomeae; Rhizostomatidae. The record is from RefSeq and is a predicted model, not a curated record. Gene Ontology annotation, cellular component: glutamate-cysteine ligase complex. Gene Ontology annotation, molecular function: glutamate-cysteine ligase activity. Gene Ontology annotation, biological process: glutathione biosynthetic process.